Molecule: messenger RNA, 1722 nt
Organism: Schistosoma turkestanicum
Lineage: Eukaryota; Metazoa; Platyhelminthes; Trematoda; Strigeidida; Schistosomatidae
Source: the annotation of a GenBank genome assembly
AAACAUUUGACAUAUGCGUUACAACAACAAAAAAAUAUGUUGACUGCUGCAGUACUUUUCUAGUGAAUUAGUUGUACAGUCUCACCAAAUCAUGUCAUUGGCUGAAUUUAAGAUUUUGUUUUAUCUUUCCUGGGACUGAAAACAGUAUUAUUUACAUAACCACGUACCUCAUAAUGUAAAUCGGCAAAAAUAGUGUUUUGUAUCGUCGAAGGUUUUGGGAGUUUUUUGCGAGCUUUUAUCAUAUCUUUAAAAGUCACGUUUGUUCUAUAUAGUAACCGAAGUAGCUGUGGUAUCUGGAUAUCACGAAAUGGUAAUCCUGGUUAGCGAGAUAACCAUAAGGUGCGACUUUGAUAUGAGCUAUGAGGUUUCAUCGUUCCUAUCUCACUCGAGAAAAUUCCCGUAAUCCACAUUCUACAAUCGUGAUCUUUAAAUGUUUCGUUCAUAAUUCUCUUUUUGGAAUCAUGAAAAUUGCAUUUCUGUCUGAUUACAUAUACAUCACAAAAUGUUUAAUUCGUUUAUUCUUACCUGAUUUAAUGACAAUUAAACCAAACAGAAAUACAUCAUCCCCUAGAUCUAUUUAUCAAUCUAUUGGUUGGUAUUUAGAUACUAUUUCAACUAUUUACACAAUUUUUAUAUUAGAACCACUUUUAAAUUGUUUCUCGCUAUAUCUUGGUGGUCGAAAAAAUUUCGGUCGAACUUUAAUCAUAUUAGUUUUAAUUUAUUUAUUCUUAAUUUUAUGUUUAUUGUAUACAAUAUUGGUUCCACGUCGUCUUUUCAUUUUGAAAUCAUGUUAUUUGUAUAAUGAAUAUCAUUCAAUCAAGUGUAGUUUACAUUCCGAAGUUCUUUGGUUUUUAAUACAUUUCGUGUUAAGUCAUUUAAUCAUUGUUAAUGUUUAUUUUCAUUAUUUAUCUGCUGUUUUCAUUAAUCCUGGUAAUGUACCAAAUAUUCAGCAUAAUAAUAAUAAUAAUACUAAUUCUAUAUGUGCACGAUGUUAUAUAUCACGUCCUAUAAGAGCACAUCAUUGUUCUAUUUGUAAAACAUGUAUACUAUGUAUGGAUCAUCAUUGUCCAUGGACAGCUAAUUGUGUUGGUUUGUAUACACAUAGACAUUUUUAUUUAGUAUUAAUAUUUAUGAGUAUUGGUGGAAUAUAUUUACUUACAAUUGGUUGGUCAGAUUUUCGAAGCUAUUUAAUAGAAAUCAAUCAAAAUCAAAUCAAUAUAACUGCAAAAUAUUCAUCGAUUUGGUUCAACCAAUACACAUAUUUACCGUCAAAUGAAUUCCUUAUUCGACUAUUCAAAGGAUGUUUCAUUUUUGGUUCGAUUGCAAUUCCUUUAGUAAUGGCACUCUGCAUUUGGCAUACAUAUUUAAUUAGUAAUGGUGAGACAAGUAUUGAACGUCAUAUCAAUGCAAAAUUCACACAAAUAUUAAAACAACGUGGAGUAAUUUAUCGUAAUCCGCAUAAUUUUGGUAUAUUUUUAAAUUGGAUAAAAUUUCUGUGUCUUAUUGAUAAGCAUGAAAUGGUGAAUUACAAUUUCAAGAAGAAAUCAUUCCAUUUAUAUGUUGUACUUUGUAAAAGGUUUUUUAAUCGUAUUCUGUUACCUUCAUAUCAUGCACCUUAUGAUGAUGGUUUCAAUUAUGAAUUGAAUGUUGAUACUGCAGAGUCAGUUCUCGAAUCUUUAUCCGAAUCUGGAAUGUAUUAAUAUAAUCUUUUUCAUUUCAUAA